Sabethes cyaneus is the source of this 2571-nucleotide messenger RNA. Its product is annotated as trehalase. The record is from RefSeq and is a predicted model, not a curated record. The transcript has 8 exons. NCBI's taxonomy places the organism in Eukaryota, Metazoa, Arthropoda, Insecta, Diptera, Culicidae. Gene Ontology annotation, molecular function: alpha,alpha-trehalase activity. The coding region runs from base 615 to 2345 and encodes 576 amino acids. Gene Ontology annotation, biological process: trehalose catabolic process.
AGCCAUUUUUUUAAACAGUGCCUUUAAAGCUUGGUUUAGUUGAUUUUCUCUGGACUCUACCUGGUGCCGAAGUGAAUCUUUGUUUUGCUGUAUAAAGGUGUAAACGUGUAGCAAACAACGCAGCGUUCGAUAAAAAGUGAUACCGCGAAGGCUAGCUACUAAGACAUUGACCAGGGCUUGUCUGCUACGCGCGAAAAAAUAACUGCAAAUAACGGGCAAGCAGGUAGUAGGUGGCUGGCAGACGAGAUCGCGGAUGAUGAACAUUAAACGUCAUCCAACCCACUAGCACAUGGCUACCGGUUCGUGAAGUGCUAAAGAAACAAAGGAGAUAUAAUUCAGUCGUACGGUACAGUUUUCAUCAUUCGGACGCUGGUCCCAGGAUACGGAGUGUUCCCUAAUAUUGGAUAGCCUUAUCCAGCCACAAAGUCUAGUAGAUACAUACGAAAGCAGUGAAGUGUUUCUUAAGCAGUGAGACAGCCGCUACGAGUGUCGCGUGCAACAGUGUUGCAAAAUUUUGACGAAGUGUUACAAUCCAGUGUCAGUAUCGAGGAGAUACUGAGUUCGAUUCGAAGUUGUUACGCAAAAUCCGACCGAUUAUUUGCGCUGUCCGCAAAAUGACCGAUUCCAGCAGCACAUUGGGUGAUACCGACCGCAUCGUUACGAACCGCGAAAUCUACUGCCAUGGCAACCUGCUGCAUACGGUGCAGAUGAAGGGUAUCUACCCUGAUUCGAAAACUUUUGUCGACAUGAAGAUGCGAAAAUCGCCCAACGAUACGCUGGCCUCGUUCAAGGAUUUCAUGGAUCAGAAGCAGAACGAACCGAGCAAACAGGAGGUGCAAGCCUGGGUGGAGGAGAUGUUCGACAAGCCCGGGGCGGAGUUCGAAAAUUGGAUUCCGGAUGAUUGGAAAGAAAGUCCGGCCUUUCUUCAAGGCAUUAAAGACGAAGAGUUGCGUCAAUUUGCUAGUAGUCUAAAUCAAAUUUGGCACGAGUUGGGACGCAAAAUGAUCGACGACGUCGAGAUCAACUCGGAACAGUAUUCCAUCAUUCCCGUUAAGCAUCCGGUGAUUGUUCCAGGAGGACGAUUCAGAGAGUUCUACUAUUGGGAUUCGUUCUGGAUUGUGAAAGGCUUGCUACUGUCGGAAAUGACCCAUACGACACGUGGUAUGUUGGAGAAUUUCUUGUCCAUCAUUCAGCGGUACGGUUUUAUUCCGAAUGGUGGUCGAAUCUACUAUAGCAUGCGAUCGCAACCACCGCUGUUGUGUGGUAUGGUCAAAGCCUAUGUUGACGCAACCAACGACACCACAUUUGCAGCAAAUUCCGUUGAAACGUUGGAACGCGAAUUCGAAUUUUUCAUGAACAACUACAUCGUAGAGGUUAACGGGCACCAUCUGGCAGCCUAUGGCUACAAAUCACUCGGACCUCGUCCGGAGUCCUACCGCGAAGAUGUGCUCAGCGCUGCAGUGUUCGAAAAAGAAGAAGACAAGCAGGAUUUCUACUGUGAACUUAAGGCGGCUGCCGAAAGUGGGAUGGACUUUAGCAGCCGAUGGUUCAUCAAGGAUGGGACGAAUGCUGGAACCCUAACGGACCUCAAGUGCCGAUCAAUCAUCGCCGUAGAGUUGAACGCCAUUCUCUACUGGAACGCAAAAAUUAUUUCAGAAUUCUACAAACUAAAAAAUGACCUCCAAAAAGCAACCACGUACGAAGCGAAAGCGGAUGAAAUUAAGAAAGCCAUACAGGUAGUUCUGUGGAACGAAAAGGAGGGCAUCUGGCAGGAUUACGAUCUGAUCAACAAAAAACAUCGGGACUACUUCGUUCCCACCAAUCUAUCGCCACUGUGGACGGGAUGCUAUGACAAAGAAGACACUACUUUGCCUAAGAAAGUUCUUGCCUAUAUCGAGCGGCUUAACCUAGACCAAUACCCAGGAGGUGUCCCAAAUACGCUUUCCAACACAAACGAACAGUGGGACUUCCCAAAUGUUUGGCCACCGAUGCAGCACAUGCUGAUUAUGGGCUUGGAUGGAAUGGACAGUCAGGAUGCGAAAGAUCUAGCCUUCAAAUGGGCCCAGCGUUGGGUACGAAGCAACUACAUUGCGUACAACGAAACCAGUGCCAUGUUUGAGAAGUAUAACGCAGAGGAACUUGGCGGUCAUGGCGGUGGCGGUGAAUACGAGAUUCAAAAGGGAUUCGGUUGGUCCAACGGAGCGGUAAUGGAUCUGAUGCACAAGUAUGGCGACCGGCUAACGACAGAUGACAGUAAAAACAACGCCGGUGCCCUGGUGUCAUUUUCGGUAAAAACAGGUAUCUUGGCAACGAUCGUGGCAUUCUUUGUUGGCAUUGUCGGGUAAGGAAUCGAUUCACUUAACUAAUUUUAAGUGACAGACGUUGAUGACGCCACCCUUCAUAACGAAAGACCAGCAAACCGUACAAAACUAAUGUCAACCGUAUCCUCGCAAAGAUCAAACCAAAACGUGAUAUUGAAAUCGACUAUAAGUGCAUGGCAUUUUAUGUGAAUGAAACCGAAACAGGACGUGCUACAUUCCUAAUAAGAUGCAUUUAAUGUAAUCAAUAAAA